Messenger RNA from Amphibalanus amphitrite, 1500 nucleotides. Its product is annotated as sarcoplasmic calcium-binding protein 1-like. The transcript is spliced from 6 exons. NCBI's taxonomy places the organism in Eukaryota, Metazoa, Arthropoda, Thecostraca, Balanomorpha, Balanidae. Gene Ontology annotation, molecular function: calcium ion binding. Bases 321 to 902 code for a protein of 193 amino acids. The record is from RefSeq and is a predicted model, not a curated record.
GGCAUUGACCACUGCGGCCGGGUCACACACGCUCGCAGGAGGGCCGUUGCAGACGGCGGUCGGCCUAUUUCGGGUGGGUCUGGUCGUCGCGGCAGGCGCCGACAUUGGCCAGGUACUCGCGGCGGUGCCGGCCGCCCCUAUAUAAGCGCGGUGCGCCGGUGUGUGCGCCGGCGGCGGUGCUCUCUCCCUCUCUCCCUCUGCCGGUGAGGAGCAGUGUGUCGGUGGCUGGCGGGGCGGCUGCAGCACGGGGUGACAGCAGCACCAGGGAGGCAGCGGCAGCGGCAGCAGCAGCGGCGCGUGCAGCGACAACAGCAACAGAGAUGGCCUACAGCUGGGAUAACCGGGUCAAGUUCGUCGUCCGGUAUAUGUACGACAUUGACAACAACGGCUACCUCGACAAGAACGACUUCGAGUGUCUGGCGGUGCGAACGUCGGUCAUUGAGAGCAAGGGCGAGGUGAAGCCAGAGAAGUAUGAACAGAACAGGAAGGUCAUGCGGAAUCUCUGGAAUGAGAUCGCUGACCUUGCAGACUUCAACAAGGACGGCGUCGUUUCGAUUGACGAAUUUAAAGCCGCCGUAAAAAAGGUUUGCGUUGGAAAGUCGUACAGCAACUUCCCUCAGGCCUUGAAGGCUUUCGUCGACAAAAUGUUCGCUUCAGUCGACCUGAAUGGUGACGGUCUGGUGGGUGUCGAGGAGUACCGGGUCGACUGCUGCAGUCGGCAGGCCUACAGCGACAUCAAGGAGAUCGACGACGCCUACAACAAACUCUGCAGCGCGGAGGACAAGAAGAAGGGCGGCAUCGACCUGAAGCGGUUCCAGGAGCUGUACGCCCAGUUCAUCGGCAACCCAGACGAGACGAUCGGCGCCGUCUACCUGUUCGGGCCGCUGCAGGAGCUCAACUGAGACCGCGGGCCGAGCCGAGGGACCGUCCCGGGGCCGCCGCCAGCACUGCCCGCCCAGCCCUCCUCACACAGCGGCGCCGACCGGACCCGGACUGACCCGACCGCGGAAGCUGUGGCGGCUGCGUCCUCUACUGGUCCGCAGACGGGCGCAGCAUGGCGCUCAGCUGCCCGCCGUCAAAACAUCUGUGACAUUUUACAUCACUUGGUAUCGCCAGUUUGUCCUACAGCCUCCCCGCGAGCGCACAAGAACUUGUCCCAUUUUGGAUUAGAUUAACCCAAAAUAAGAAUGGAAAUAAAGCCGAUAUGAUUUGAUCUAUAAAAUUAAGGGAAUAUAGCAGCAGCUAACUAUGUAAAUUGUCUCAGAUGGUCAGCCUAUCGACUCCUUCUGGGAGUGAUCAGCAUGCUUGCAGCGACAAUGUUUUCCACUCAACUAUUGAGUGCGGCUGUUCUGCCCCUUCCAGUCCUUGUGACUGUUAUGUACAUACCUAUUUAUGAAUGUAUCCCAUACGUGUUGUACAUGCUGAUAGGUCGACAGGCUUCUCUGACAACGUCGCUGCAUGCUCGAGUGAAGUCAAAUACAUGCUGCUCGGUCUGUGUGA